CGUCCACUCGACAGACAGACAAACACGCGGCAGUUGACUCAGGAUAUAUGUUAGUGGAAUAAUUUAAUGUACAAUGAUGUAUCUCAAUUGAGUAUUUUGCUCACUAACAUUGCAUUACGCAACAGACCAGAGUCAUCGUGAUCGUUGAUGAUAAAAAAAUGUGCUUAUAAAUUGAUAAAGCGGAGUCAUAUAAGCCUCAAUCAUAGUGAGAUCGCCACAGAACUGCUAACGUGAGGGAGAGUGUCAGCAAUGAUAGCAGUGGUAUUUGCAUUGGUGGUGCUGGCAUUAGCUGCUUACAUAUUCAACAGUGUCAGAAAACCGAAAAACUUUCCACCAGGUCCAGAAUGGAUACCAUUUUUUGGAUGCAGCAGUGUCGUUCAAAAUGUGACUAGAAAAUAUGGUUCGCAAUGGAAGGGAUUUUCGGAACUAGCUAAACAGUACUCCACGGAUGUGUUGGGCUUGAAACUAGGAAGUGAAUUAGUUGUGGUCGUUUCCGGUGACAAAAACAUACGACAGGUGUUCACUGAAAAGGAGUUCGAGGGAAGGCCCGACAGCUUCUUUAUUAGGCUAAGGUGCCUUGGAAACCGUAUGGGUAUAACCUUCACUGAUGGGCCAUUAUGGAGGGAGCACAGGCAGUUUACAGUGAAAAGAUUAAAAAAUGUGGGUUUUGGUAAAACUGUAAUGGAGAAAGAAAUCCAAAAUGAAUUGCAGAAUAUAGUUGGCAGUAUAGAAGAAAAUGGCAAUCAACCAAUGAAUCCUAGAAAUAUGUUGGCAUCUGCUGUUAUGAACACAUUAUGGAAAUAUGCUGCAGGUGAAAAAAUCGAAGAAGACCGAUUAAAACUUCUCUUGAAAUUGCUCAGCGAGCGGUCAAAAGCGUUUUCCAUGGCUGGGGGCUGGUUGAACCAAGCACCGUGGAUACGGUUUUUAGCUCCAGAACUUAGUGGAUACGACCUUAUUAAGAGUAUAAACGAACAGCUUUCUAGCAUCAUUGAGGAAGCGAUUGAAAAGCACAAGAGUAAAAAAGUGGAAGGGGACGACUUCAUUUAUUCGUUUUUGAAUGAAAUGCAAGAGAAGAAGGAUUCGUUUACUGAAAUGCAGCUUAAGACGGUUUGUUUAGAUUUACUCAUAGCAGGCUCACAAACAACCAGCAAUGUAUUGGAAUUUUCUCUGUUAACAUUACUGCGCAACCAGAAACUGCAAGAGCGAAUAUUCAAUGAAAUCGAUAAUGCCAUUGGCAAUGAAACUCCAUGUUGGGCCGACAGUGAACGAUUGGUUUUCACUUCUGCGUUUUUAUUGGAAAUACAACGCUACUAUACAAUAGUGCCGCUUGCUGGACCUCGUCGGGUGCUAGCCAAUACAAAUAUUGAUGGUUAUUCUGUACCAAAGGAAUGUACAGUUUUAAUAGCUCUCAGAGAUUUGCACUUCGACCCUAGGAUUUGGGAUAAGCCUAAUGACUUCAACCCAGAACGUUUUAUAGAUGAAAGGGGAACACUCAAAAAUAUAGAGCACCUGUACCCGUUCGGACUAGGUCGACGACGGUGCCCAGGAGAUGCGUUAGCGAAAUCAUUUAUUUUUAUAAUUUUCGUCGGAAUAGUUCAGAAAUACAAAAUUUGUUUGAGCAACGGAACGCUGCCUUCCGCUGAACCAGUAUUCGGUCUCAUAUCUGCACCAAAUGCUUUUAGCGCCAAUUUUAUUCCAAGGAAGCAAACGUUGUAAAGUUGUCAUGUACAACAUAAACAAUUUGAAUUGUUAUUUAUGGUUUAAAUAAAACCACAAUUGAAAAAUAAUUUGUUAUUGAUAUCGAUUGUGGAAACAUAAAUUAAAAUGUUUUUGCUGUUAAA
Molecule: messenger RNA, 1841 nt
Organism: Plutella xylostella (diamondback moth)
Lineage: Eukaryota; Metazoa; Arthropoda; Insecta; Lepidoptera; Plutellidae
Gene: Cyp305b1
Product: cytochrome P450 Cyp305B1
Biological process (GO): xenobiotic metabolic process
Cellular component (GO): intracellular membrane-bounded organelle; cytoplasm
Molecular function (GO): oxidoreductase activity, acting on paired donors, with incorporation or reduction of molecular oxygen, reduced flavin or flavoprotein as one donor, and incorporation of one atom of oxygen; heme binding; iron ion binding
Source: RefSeq, a predicted model, not a curated record